This is a messenger RNA of Plasmodium knowlesi strain H, 2277 nucleotides long. Its product is annotated as DNA replication licensing factor MCM5, putative. The coding region runs from base 1 to 2277 and encodes 758 amino acids. Gene Ontology annotation, molecular function: 3'-5' DNA helicase activity; single-stranded DNA binding; single-stranded DNA helicase activity. The transcript is spliced from 4 exons. The record is from RefSeq and is a predicted model, not a curated record. Gene Ontology annotation, cellular component: MCM complex; nucleus. NCBI's taxonomy places the organism in Eukaryota, Apicomplexa, Aconoidasida, Haemosporida, Plasmodiidae. Gene Ontology annotation, biological process: DNA replication; DNA replication initiation; double-strand break repair via break-induced replication.
AUGCUGGGAAUACAGGAAGGACGGGCAUUCUUCAAUGCCGCAAGGAACCCCAACAACAGACCUGAAAACAAUAUUCGUAUUGAGGAAAACCUACCCAGUCUGAACGAAGUGUAUAAUUAUUUCCAGGACUUUCUGUCGAGAUACUCAUCGAACACCCUAAAGGAAGGAAACCUGAAGAGAACGCUUUUCGAAAAUGUGAAAAAUAAUAAUUUCACCUUAGAUUUGAAAUUGGACGAUAUAUACAAACAACAGACGGUUUUCGAAAAUAACGAAAUAAGUGCAACUCCCAUUUCGGAAAGGAAGAUGAAGAAGCCAGAAAAUUACUCCGCCAUUUUAGCUAGAGCCCUCUCCGAAAGACCCCUAACAUAUUUGCCUACUGUUGAGCGCGUGUGCUACGAAGUAUGCGAAACAGCCAACAUAUUAAAUGAUGAAGAUGAGCACUUGAAUUAUAUUCAAAUUAAUUUGUUGAAUACAUUUAUUAGGCCUACACCAAUUAGGGGUCUUCUAGCAGCAACGCAGGAGAGGUUUGUCGUGGUUCCAGGGAUUAUUGUACAGGCGAGUAAACCGCAACAUAAGAUGCGCAAAAUUACUCUUCAGUGUAGAUAUUGUGAUCAUAAAAUGUCUAUUGAUGUCCCCUUGUGGAAGGAUAAACCUCAGCUUCCACCAUAUUGUAGGUAUUCCUCCACCAUGAAGUCUUCCAUGGGAGUUGCAAACCCAAUGGACAAUCAGCUAGGAUGCAAUGGAGUGUUGGAGCCAUAUGUUAUUUUGCCAAAUGAGUGCACCUUUGUUGAUAUACAAUCCUUGAAGAUGCAGGAAUUACCAGAGGCUGUUCCAACUGGAGAUAUGCCAAGACAUUUACAAUUAAAUGCUACAAGAUAUUUAUGUGAAAAAAUGAUUCCUGGAGAUCGAGUCUACGUUCAUGGAGUUCUCACUUCAUAUAAUCCCAACCCUAAACCUACAAGGGCAGAUGGAACCAACUUUUCCUACCUCCAUGUUUUAGGUUUCCAAAAAUAUGAUGACAUGACAGGAAACGACUUAAAUUUUGAUGUAGAAGAAAGAAAUGAAUUAACUCUACUAGCAGCUGAACAUGAUAUUCAUGAGAAAAUAUUUAAAUCUAUAGCACCAGAACUUUACGGUAUGGAUGAAGUGAAAAAAGCUUGUGCAUGUUUACUUUUUGGAGGUACUAGAAAACGAAUUGGAGAGGAGACAAAAAUUCGGGGAGACAUAAAUAUGCUAAUGCUUGGAGAUCCCUCAGUUGCCAAAUCGCAAAUUUUAAAAUUCGUAAAUCGUUGUGCUCCUGUUUCUGUUUAUACAUCUGGAAAGGGUAGCAGUGCAGCGGGUUUAACUGCAGCCGUUAUGAGAGAUAGUCAGGGGGUUUUCUCCUUAGAAGGUGGAGCUAUGGUUCUGGCUGACGGAGGUGUUGUCUGCAUUGAUGAGUUUGAUAAAAUGAGAGAUGAUGAUGUGGUGGCUAUACACGAAGCUAUGGAGCAACAGACCAUAUCCAUUUCUAAAGCAGGAAUUACUACCAUGUUAAAUAGUAGAUGCUCUGUCAUUGCUGCAGCCAAUCCUUCCUUUGGAUCAUAUGAUGAUUCACAGGAUACUACAGAUCAGCAUGAUUUUAAGACGACCAUUUUAUCAAGAUUUGAUAUCAUAUUUUUAUUACGUAAUAAACAGGAUAUUGAGAAGGAUACCCUUCUUUGCAACCAUAUUGUAGCGUUGCAUGCGUCAAAGCAUAAAUCUCAGGAGGGAGAAAUUCCUCUCUCUAAGCUGACCAGAUUUAUUCAGUACGCCAAAAAGGAAAUUGCCCCUCUCUUGUCCAAGGAGGCUAGGGACUCUCUCCGCAAUUUCUACGUGCAAACAAGAGCCGAAUACCGAGGUGACAGACGCUCCGUAACGAAGAAAAUUCCCAUCACCUUGCGUCAACUAGAAUCGCUCAUUCGGUUGGCAGAAAGCUUUGCCAAAAUGGAGCUUUCCCAGUUCGCCACCGAGAAACACGUGCAGAUGUCUAUCGACCUCUUCUCGGCCUCCACCGCCGAAACGGCGAAGCAGUGCCUCAUUUUCGAGACCAUGUCCCCAUUGGAGCAGAAGGCCGUGAAGCAAGCGGAGGAUGCCAUACUGGGACGACUAGGAAAAGGGCAAAGAGCCUCGCGGGUCAAUUUAUUCAGAGAGCUGCAGCUAAGAGGAUUCGACCGAUCGGCUUUAUCCAAGGCCCUGGCUAUCCUGAUCAAGAAGGGAGAACUCCAGGAAAGAGGAGACCGUUCCGUCAGACGCUGUUAA